This is a messenger RNA of Doryrhamphus excisus (bluestripe pipefish), 5945 nucleotides long. NCBI's taxonomy places the organism in Eukaryota, Metazoa, Chordata, Actinopteri, Syngnathiformes, Syngnathidae. The record is from RefSeq and is a predicted model, not a curated record.
GUUUGGAUUUCUUUGUAUGUGUGCAUUAUUUGGGUUGAUGCCGACAUCUGGUGAAAAUUUCAUGUCAAUAGCUCGAUUAGAAAUAUUUUUUUUGAGAGAAAUGUUGACGUGUUCAAUACUUAUUUUCCCCGCUGUAUAUCGCUGCCUAGCAACAGUGAUAGCGCUGUUGCUAUGUACUAGGUCCCACUCAUACUUGGGUCAGUCAGUAAAUGACUAUUGUAUUGAAGUGCGUUUGUUUAAAAAAAAAAAAAACAGCCAUAUAUUCCAAAUCAAACCAUUGACUUCCUCCAGGUAGUUUAGUAGGAACUAACAUGGUUAAAUUACACAUUGUCUAUUCUGCAUCUCCAAUAUAUAAACAACAGAAUAUGUGCCAUUGUUUUUUUUAUAAGCUCUUUAAAAAUACAAAACAUUUGUGAACGUGUACUCUGUAUAAAAUGUAUAUUUAAGUUCAUGUUCAAUGGUUUGAUACUUGGUUAUUUAUAACCCUGUGAGAAAUAUGUGAUAAUUAAUAAGUAAUUAAUAAAAAGGUUAUAUUAAAAUAAACAUGUGAGGCAGACAUAUCAUCCGAGAACUUUGGUUAGUGCCCUCAUUUCUUUUUAUGACGGAAUUGAAACGAGGAAUCGGAACCGGAAACGUUCAAAUUCAAAGGCCCAAUCUUACCCCUGCAACCCUUCACUAAAAUAUCUGUUUUACAUACAUUCAGUUUAGCAAUGACACAAUUUGUUGAUGGGUCAUGUUCGUGUCCACGUGUACGGUGCUGUUUCACUCAUCAGCCUCACACACACACGCACACGCACACGCACACGUACACACGUCACAAUGUCACGCUAGCAAGGACUUUGUAACAUAGUGGAAGUUGACACACUGCAUGAGAGCAGCCAAGAGAAGAAGAUUUUGCGAUGGCUCUGGAGAAGGAGAGCAAAGAGCUGCUGUGGGAAACAUUCAUGGGACUGAAGCAGGUCGACUUCAAGGCCUUCAAGUUUCACAUGCACCUGCAGAAGAGCAUCGAGGAGGAGGCAGACCUGAUGGAUGUGAUCCACGAAUUGGACAAGAGGCAUGGCAACCAGGCCGUGGAGGAGGCCAUCAAGAUUCUAGAGAAAAUCAAAAUAUUAAAUUUGGCAGAAAAGCUACGCACAGACUUCCAGGUGCUAAGAGCUUCUGCCUCUGAGACCAAAAAAGCCAACCGGCCACAAACAAAGGGGAAGGGGCGCCUCAAGCGUCAAAGCAGUACCAUAUUCUCUGUAUCUGCUGACGAUAUUGCACAAUACAAGUGGGAGUACCAAGACAACCUGCGAAGCGACUACAUCAACGCUCCGGAGGGUGAGACUGAGCGCAGCCAUCAGCAGCCGCUAGCGGACGUCUACAUGGACCUCAACAUCACCUACGGUGGGGUUGCGAGUCCCGACACGCAGCAUGAGGCUCUUUACAUGGAGAUGUGUGCCGCGGUUGACAAAUCUAUUGAGCCACGGAAUAUUUUCAAAAGCUCAAGCGGAAAGCCACAACCCAUACGCAUGCUGUUGACUGUGGGCAUCGCAGGGAUUGGCAAGACCUUCCUGGUGCGCAAGUUUGUGCUGGACUGGGCUCACCGAAAAACAAACAAAGAUGUGCAAUUUAUAUUUCCCUUCACAUUCCGUGAGUUGAACUUGGAGAAGGGAAAAAAGUUUUCACUGGCGGGGCUGAUCAGACACUCGAUCUACCAGGCCGAGCCCUUCAGUGUGGAAAUGCUCAACGCCAUCUUUGUGCGACUGCAGGUAUCAGGGAAGCGAGACUACGAGAGCGCCCCCAUUAAGAUUGUCUUUGUGUUUGAUGGAUUGGACGAGUGCCGCCUCAAGCUGGACCUGACGGAGAAGAAGCCGGUGAACUUGGAUGUGACCAAGGCCUACCCGGUGGAGGUUCUGCUGGCACAUCUCAUCAAAAGGAACCUGCUUCCCUGCGCUCGCGUGUGGAUCACCACACGUCCGGUGACAGUCCGUCAGAUCCCUCCGAAGCUCAUUGACAGCACAACGGAGGUGAAAGGAUUUAAUGAUUUCCAGAAGAUUGAAUAUUUCAGGAGGAGGUUCUCAAAUCAGGAACAUAUUGUCUCCUACAUCCAGAAAUCUCGCACCAUUUUUGUGAUGUGCAGUAUGCCCAUCUUCUGCUGGUUAACAGCAACAGUUCUGCAGGAUUUUUUGGACACUGGGAAGGAGGGAGAGUUGCCCGAAACACUGACUGACAUGUACACAGAGUUCCUGCUUUACCACCUGAAUAAAGGACAGAAGAGACACAAAAAGAAGGUUAUCCAGAAUGUCCAGGCCUUAGCAAAACUGGCUUUUCACCACCUGAUGAAAAACAAUCAGAUCUUCUACGAGAACGACCUGCGGGACGGUGGCUUCGAUUUCCUCAAAGCUGCAAAGGACUCUGGAAUAUUCACAGAAGUUUUUAAGCCGAUUCGGCCACUGCAAAAAAAUCAACAGUGCAAGAUGUUUGAGUUCAUUCACCAGAGCAUACAGGAAUACCUGGCUGCUCUGUAUGUGAUGAUGUCCCUCCUGAAUGACAACAAGAACAUUCUAGCAGAGUCCGAUCUGUCAGUGGAAGGCAUUCUUACACUUUGCAAGCAAAAAUCCAUCACAAAGCUCCAUGAGAUGGCUAUUCACAAAGCGUCCAAGAGUGAGGGACUCCUGGACUUGUUCCUCCGCUUCCUGUUGGGCCUUUCUUUGCAGUCCAACCAGAAUCUCCUUAAGGGCCUAUUGAAGAUUCCUAAGGGCUCUUGGCAAAGCAACGCAGACACCAUCAAGUUUAUCAAGAAAAAGAUAGAGGAGAACUCUCCGGAGAAGAACAUCAACUUGUUCUACUGCCUUAACGAGCUGAAGGAUGAUUCCUUGCUGGAGCAGAUCCAACAGUACGUGAGUUCCGAAGGUUUGUCCACAGAUAACUUGCCUCCCUCUAUGUGGUCAGCCCUGGUAUUCUUCCUACGCUCCUCUGACCACGCUAUGAAGUCCUUUGAACUAAAGAGGUACUCGGCUUCGCCAAUGGGCCUUCUGAUGUUGCUGCCAGUGGUCAAAGCUUCACACAAAUCACUGCUCAACGACUGCAACCUGACGAAGAGCAGCUGUCAGCUUGUGGCCUCGGUUCUCAGCUCACAGUCCAACCUGAGAGAGCUGGAUCUCAGUGACAACAACUUGCACGAUGCAGGCAUCAAGCUCCUCUCUGCUGGACUGGAGACACCGCAGUGCACUUUGCAGGUUCUCAGGCUCUCAGGCUGCAUGAUCACCAAGAUAGGGUGCAUGGCACUAGCCAAGGCUCUCAAGUUAAACCCCUCUCACCUGCGAGUGCUGGACCUGAGCUACAAUCAUCCAGAAGAGCAUGGAAGUCAGGUCCUGAGGGAGACUCAGAUGGAUCCCAGCUCCAGCCUAGAGAGUGUCAAUUUGCAGCAUGGCGGCAAAGAACGUUUGAUUCCCGGCAUAAAGAAAUACAUCAACAGACCGACUUUGGACCCCAACACGGCCCACAAAAACCUCUGUCUGUCUGACCACUGCAAGAAGGUGACUGUGGUACUGGAGGAGCAGCCAUAUCCCUCAAACCCACAGAGGUUUAACUGUUGGCGUCAGGUUCUAUGUCGCACCGGGCUAACGGACCGCUGCUACUGGGAGGUUGACUGGGAAGGAAAGGUCGACAUUGCCGUGACGUACGAUGGAAUCAGACGGAUCGGGGAGGGUGUUGACGGCUGCCUGGGAGCCACAGACAUCUCCUGGGCGCUGCUCUGCGAUAAGGAUGGCAUUUACGUGCGACACAAGGACAUAACUGUUGACCUGGGCUCCGACCCCUUUCCCACAUCCAAAAAGGUGGCUGUGUUUUUGGACUAUCCUGCCGGGAAGCUGUCCUUCUACAAAGUGAAGGCAGAGGAGAGAGCGCUGCUGCACACAUACGAGCACACUUUCACAGAGCCACUCUAUCCUGCCUUUGGCUUUGGCUUUGACUUUGACAAUGGUUAUUCCGCCUUUGGGAGCUCCGUGACGCUUGGCGGCGACUUUGUCUUCACCCGCUUCUGAUCCUCAACCACAACAAGAGGGGGUGGCGCAGUCAACCGUCAGGAGGGCUUGAAUAUUAGUGCAGACUGGCUAACAUGGCAUUCUCAGCAUGCAGUUUGCUUCACUGUUUGGAGAUCACAGUCCUAGAGUCCUUUUUUGGACAUCCACAGAUUUGAAGCAUUUAAAGUCAAGAUGCUUAGGAUGAUGCAUGUGUACUUGUGUGGAAUAGGGUUGAGUUCUUGUUGUCAAAUAAGUUUGUUGUUUUUUUCCACUUUUAUUUGCAUACAGGAGUGUGCUGUUAAUCCCUCCCAGAAACUAAGUCCAGAGAGGAGCCCUCUCAAAAUCUUUUGUUGUGUUGCAAGCCAAAUAAAAUCCAAAAUCCAAAUGAGGCACUGGAAGCAGGUACCAGGUAGAACCCAAAAAGUUUAUUCCAAAUAGCCGAGAUGCACACACUACAAUGAGACAGAGGCCCGUUGAGUCAGCCUUAGUGACUUCACAGCAUAAAACCUUUAUUUCUACUCAGCACUCCGGCGGCCUCUAGUGGACAAAAAUACUAAUUGCAAUUUCAUUUGCAAUGUCAGCCUUUCACACAUAAAGGUUAAUAGUUCAGGUUUAUCUAUUGGAAUCCAAUGUUUUAAUAUAUACGAUUACACAGUGACACAGGUUAUAAGUUAUGUAAAAUACAACGAAAUAGAACAAUAGACUCUUUUUUUUUCCUAAAAAGGACACUUCUAGUUGCAGGGCUACCUCUAUAUAGUGUUUGUUUUGUAGGACCUUGCCAUCAAACGUAGGCACAUUUGGCCCAGCCUGCUGCUCCGUCGGCGCCCGGUGUUGUGCCCAGGAGGCUCAUUCCAAGUGUGCUUGGCGCUGCUUCGCAUCCUUUCAUACGUGAAGGUGUUUCACGUGGCUGAGAUGCACUGCUGUGGAGUUAGAGCGAAAAUGACACAAAGUGUUUCACUCGCUGCGAUCAUGUAUUUCAAGCACGCUGGAGGCUGCGUGCUGCAAUUCGGCUCCAAUAAUGUCACACGUGUGCCCCGUGCCAAAAAGCGCCCCACUCGCCUCAACAACUCUUCCCCGUAGUUUGGUCGUUUGGAAUGCAGUGAAAUUACGUCAGCUGCUGGCCACAAAAUGAAUAUAGGUAAUUACUUGCACAUUUCAUAUUUGUCAUUUGUUAUACAGAAAUAAAUAAAUGGCCGAACAAAUGUGUUACAAAGCGCCAAAAUUACAUUGUGAAUGUCUAACCCGCUCCUCUCACCGUAUUCCUGGAUACGCAUGCGUCAAAUGCUUGACAUACGUAACACAUUUUCUUGUCUAAACAAAAAAGAGUUGUCUCGUCUGCAACAGGUUCAAAAUUCUGCUGCGCGGUUAUUGACUCGAUGCAACAGAAGGGCUCACAUCAGGCCGAUUCUGAAAGCUCUCCAUUGGCUCCCGGUCUCAUUCCGUGUGAAUUUUAAAAUCCUGGUGCUCACUUUUAGAGCCUUGCAAGGCCAGGCCCCUGUCUACAUACGAGACUUGUUGCGUCCCUAUACCCCCUCUCGGAGGCUGAGAUCGUUCAAUCGAUCGAUCAAUCAAUCGAUCGAUCAAAAUUUACUCAUGGUCCCUCGUAGUCGUUUUAGGACCCGAGGAGACCUAUCUUUUGAGGUUGUUGCGCCGAGGCUCUGGAAUGACCUUCCACCCUCCCUACGUUCGCUUGACUCUGUCGAUGCAUUUAAGAGUAACCUUAAAACUCACUUGUUUUUGCAGGCAUACCCAGCUCAGUAGAUUUAGGGUACUAUGACCAUCAUAUAUUUAUGUCUAUUUUAUUGUAUACUGUUUUUAUGUACUGUUUUAUGUCUAUUUUUAUUGUACAUUGUUUUAUUGUAUUUUUUAUGUGUAUUUUAACUCUGUGUUUUGCCUUUUGUGAAGCACUUUGUGACUUCUGUCUGAGAAAGGUGCUAU